This is a messenger RNA of Xenopus laevis (African clawed frog), 1595 nucleotides long. RefSeq names its product cathepsin Z L homeolog (gene ctsz.L). Gene Ontology annotation, molecular function: cysteine-type peptidase activity; cysteine-type endopeptidase activity; cysteine-type carboxypeptidase activity. Gene Ontology annotation, biological process: proteolysis. NCBI's taxonomy places the organism in Eukaryota, Metazoa, Chordata, Amphibia, Anura, Pipidae. The record is from RefSeq and is marked predicted.
CUGUCCCAUCAUGGCCAGGCUGCUGCUUCUGUUCCUCUCCGUCAUCCCCUGGGUCAGUGGGGGGCUCUACUUCCAGCAGGGGCAAUACUGUUACAAACCCCCACUCAAAAGGCACCCAGGACUCAGGAACUACCCGCGCCCACACGAAUACAUCUCGGUGUCAGACUUGCCAAAAGCCUGGGACUGGCGCAAUGUGAAUGGAACCAACUAUGUCAGCACCACCCGAAACCAGCACAUCCCCCAGUACUGCGGCUCCUGCUGGGCUCACGGGAGCACUAGCGCCAUGGCAGACAGGAUUAAUAUCAAGCGCAAUGGGGUGUGGCCCUCGUCUUACCUGUCUGUUCAGCACGUCAUUGAUUGCGCCGACGCAGGAUCCUGUGAGGGAGGAGACCACGGAGGUGUCUGGGAGUACGCACACAGUCAUGGGAUUCCUGACGAGACCUGCAACAACUACCAAGCCAGAGACCAAAAAUGCGACAAGUUUAACCAGUGUGGGACGUGCGUCACCUUCGGAAAGUGCUUUAACCUCUCCAAUUACACUCUGUGGAAGGUGGGAGACUUUGGGUCGGUCAGCGGGAGAGAGAAGAUGAUGGCGGAAAUCUACAAGAACGGACCAAUCAGCUGUGGGAUAAUGGCCACAGACAAACUAGAUGCCUACACGGGGGGUCUGUAUGCCGAGUAUCAACCUCGAGCUAUGAUCAAUCACAUCAUCUCUGUGGCUGGAUGGGGAUUGGAUGAGAACGGUGUGGAAUACUGGAUUGUGCGCAAUUCAUGGGGGGAGCCCUGGGGAGAGAGGGGCUGGCUGCGCAUAGUCACCAGUGCUUACAAGGGAGGCAAGGGGGCCGACUACAACUUGGCUAUUGAGGAGGACUGUGCAUACGGCGACCCCAUUCUCCCAUAAUGAAGGAGUCCAGCAGCUGCCCGAACAACUCCCAACUGCCGCUUCUGCCUUGGAUUCUUCAUGAGUUACGUCCCCAUAUUGGGGGGCUUCACUUCAGGACAAAUGCAGAAUCUUGGGUUUACUGCAGAAUCUUUAACAAAGUAAAAUGUUACAGACUUAAGGGGUUAUAUAGGCAGUGCUUGGCAUCUGCAGGUACAUAGGGAGAACUGCCGGUGCAGGACAAUUGUUUUCUGACGUGACUGGCAAAUUCACGUUUCUGAUCACUUAAUUGCACUGAAAUCUUUUUUUAUUGUGAUUAUAUGUGAUUUUAAUGCCUGAUUCUGUAGGCUUAGGGGUGAAGUUAGUUGCCACACUGAUGCCAAUAAGGCUAGUGGCCACAGAACAAUGCAAACGCUAUCUGCCUCAGUUACUAUGCAACAACCCGCCAUGCUUCUGCAUUUGCAGCUCCCUUUCUUGCAGUCUCACUCCCUGUGUUUGAAACCAAGCGCUGCAUUUGUUUUCCCACCUGCAAUUUACUUUAUCGCCCAUUUUUGGGAGAUUUGUCUCCAGCAGAUUUAACAGCUGGUGAUGAAUCUCCCCCGUCUGACCUCAGCUAUUAGGAAGAAUGGAACGUGCCAGAUCUGCUGACUGAUCCCUCCAAGACCACAACUGAGACUGCUGGAAGUUUAUUUACUUAAAGGAGCAGUAACAUCAA